AGAGUUACUACUCUCAUUUCAGCGCUUUACUUCGGGUUGUUCAUGCUCUUUUCUCUUCUCUCUCUCUCUCUCUUUCUCUCUCUCUAUUCUCAGAUUCAGAUCAUCAUCAUUCGUCUCCUCCACCACCUCCCCCAACAAUCUCCGAACCCCCCACCCAAAACCCACGUCGAAUCUCCCCGCGGCGACCCUCGGGGACCUUAAAAAUCGCAUCUUUCCCCACGACCAGGUCCACCCUCCUUCCUUAUCCUUCCCGAGCUUGCUCCGCAAAUUCUCGUUUUCGCGCGCCUUCUCCAUGGCAAUGUCAAGGCGAAUCCCUCUCGGGACGCCGCGUGACCGCCGCGUGUUUUCGUGAAUUCAAUGCAGGUCGAUGGUGGGCGGCGGCGCGGGAGGAGUGGACGUGAGGAGCGCGCGCGUUGGUGGGAUUCGCCGCGGCGCCGGCAUGCACGCGUAGGCGGGGGCGGCUCGGCUCGGCUCGGCUCGGCUUUUUGUACGUGGUGGGGCGUUUCGAGAAUGGCGAAUCAGGUGGUGGUGCGGGUGAGGAGGGAGGAGAUUGCGGCGUGCAUGACGUGCCCCCUCUGCGACGGCCUCCUCAGGGACGCCACCACCAUCUCCGAGUGCCUCCAUUCGUUUUGCAGGAAAUGCAUAUAUGACAAGAUCUCCGAGGAGGAACUUGAAUGCUGUCCAAUAUGCAACAUUGAUCUAGGCUGUGUGCCACUGGAGAAACUGCGGCCUGAUCACAACUUGCAAGAUGUGAGGGCAAGGGUUUUCCCUUUCAAAAGAAGAAAAGUUAAGGCGCCUGAAUCUGUCCCUUCAACAACCUUACCUAUUAGAAGGAAAGAGAGAUCUUUGUCCCAGCUGGUUGUCAACACACCGAAAGUAUCAUCACAGACUACUAUGACUGGUAAAAGAACAAAAGCGACUGCAAGGAAAGCUUCUGUUCUGCAAGGAUCUAAUUUUUCCAUUGAAAAAGUCGUUAAGAAGGAAGAAGAUUCUGCAGGUGAUCGUCCAGAAAGCUCAAGCUCCCCCGAGACUCUAAGCAAGUUUGCGCAGAACAUUAGGCAGGGUUUUACUUCCAGUGAGCUUAGUCAGACUGUGCCUGAAAGAGGAACUGGUGAUGAAGGAAAAGCAGAUCUCUGGAAGCCAUUGCAUUAUCUAGUGGAAGUUGCUAAUAGGACUAAACCUUCGAGGGCCAGUUUGCAAGGAGCUGAGCGAGUCCUUGCAAUUGAAGCUCCAUUACCUGGUAAUAAAAUUAAGAACAAUAAAUUCAAGGUGAAAGUCCAGGACGAGAAAAACGACACUAGUCCGGCAUCUACAGAAGUAUCGAGACCAAAAAGAUUACGUAAGAUUCGUCAAAAAAGGACUGCAGUUUCUGGAGAAUCGGGCAUUUCACCUCAGGAUGUGCUCAAUGCAGCUGGCACCAAAUGUGAACCAAGAACUCGUCCAAUCUGGUUUUCACUUGUAGCUUCUGAAGAUCAGGAAGGAGAUGCACCGCUGCCACAAAUCCCUGCAAGCUACUUAAGAAUAAACAAUGACUUGAAACAAGGAUGGACAUCAAGCCAUAGCAACUGGCCAGAUUUAUCAAAUAACCAAUGUGUUGUAGUGUUGACAUGACGAAAUUGUUAUUACAGGUACAAGUGCUGGACUAGCCACAUUCAUAUUGUUGACGUUUAGAAAUGUGACUACAGUUUCUUAUUCUUUCCUAUCCAUCCGUCAUGCUCUCUUUGAUCCAGCUGGAUGAAUAUGGUUUAUCUAUAUCAAUUACACUGGCCACAUGCUUUUUAUUUAGUGUUUUAUGGGGGUUGGGGUGGUAGACAUGGCAGGAAACAGGUUAUGCGCUGUAAAUUCACAAUCCUGAAUCUUGUUUGUUUGCCAAUCAAACAAACUGCAUCAGCAUGUCUGAACCCGGGUAACAGAGAGACGAUGCGGGCUUCAUAGGAAGAAUAGAUUACACAAUUAGCCACGUGGAAACCAUAUGACAAGUUCAUGUGAUAGAGUGGUUCAACCUUAUUUUUGAAGUUUCAUUCUGUUAAGUGGGUGAUAAUGGUUCCACCCAGAGCAUUGUAUCUGUUGUCUUCACAUGUCAAGUUGGUCUUAGGAGAAUUCCUUCUCUGUGAAUGUGUUAUCUAAAAUGUUUUUGUUCAUUAUGAGGCUUCAUGCAGUUCUUACGGAUAAUUUUCUGUCUAAAAGGAUAGGAUGGUCUGUUGAAGGAGCAGUAUCAACUCUGAAAUGUCGAAUGCUGUGAUGGUCUAGAUAACAUUAUUUUUGUGCUUAUAUGAUGUGGCAGUGGCUAUAUGUAAUCUCGUGCGGUAUUUUAUUGUGUAUGUUCAUGCAUGUCAUUUCUCACGGUUUUGGACGCAACUACUGGGGUUCUCUCAUGGACAAACAUCCCUGUGUUCCUUUCUCUUCUGGGGAACUGAAUUGCUGUGGUUGUUGUGCAUUCUAGUUGCGACAAUCACGCAUUGUGCAAAGCUCAACUGUAGUUCUUUCUGCAAAGUACCUGUGAUGAAUGAUUUGGUAGAAUGCUUGUUGUUUCGGACAUUUGCACUAUGGGUCUUUAUAUGGUCAUCCUCGACCCAUUUAAUAACUACCCUUUUACCAGCUACUUUGGAUGAUUUCUUUUUGAAUUUCUUUUCUCUCACUUCGAUUCAUGACUUGAUUGAUCUUUGAUAGGAUUUUAAAACUAUACUCCAGGAAAUUUGAAGUAUGUACUUGCAAACUG
Molecule: messenger RNA, 2719 nt
Organism: Eucalyptus grandis
Lineage: Eukaryota; Viridiplantae; Streptophyta; Magnoliopsida; Myrtales; Myrtaceae
Product: E3 ubiquitin protein ligase DRIP2
Exons: 6
Coding region: 358-1611 (417 amino acids)
Molecular function (GO): ubiquitin-protein transferase activity
Source: RefSeq, a predicted model, not a curated record